AAACUCAACUCGACUCUUGACUCUACUCAAGAUCUUACAAUGGAAUCGAUUUCUGUCUGUUGUUCUUCAACAUUCCUUCCCUCGAAUUUCACUGCCAGUCGAUCCCGUCGUGGCCUGAGCAUUGGUCCAUUCGCGACUCGAAGAAGGAAGCAGGACGCCAUGGUUUUUGCUGCGAAACACGACGGCUACGAGGGGGGUUGCAGUGGGCGGCUCGCCGAUGAGGGCAUGAUAAUCCUGAGGAAGCGGAUUCACGAGAUGAAGAUGAUCGAGCGCAACUAUGAGCCCCCGCAGGAUUGGAUGGAGUGGGAGAAGAAAUACUACACUUGCUACGACGAGUACGUGUGCAAAUUUGUUGGGGUGUUGCAGUCUCAUUUGAUGAACACAAGGCCGAGCAUGGCUCUCGGGAUGCUGGCUUUCAUGAUGAUGAGCAUCCCGGUUUCAUCGGGAGUGAUCUUGUCGAGAGCAGUCGAAGGAGCCAUCGGGACAUUGUCAGGCGUUCAUUUGAAUUGAAAUGUAAAUAGAACAGAUUAGAUGCCGAGUGAAGUGAUAGUUAAAAACCUUUUGCUUUUCUACACUUCAUUCUUGGAGCAAAACUUCCUUGUCUACUUGAAUUUUUAACAAGUGAGGAAAUUCUUUUGAUUUUCUUGAA
This is a messenger RNA of Eucalyptus grandis, 649 nucleotides long. RefSeq lists its product as uncharacterized. The record is from RefSeq and is a predicted model, not a curated record. Bases 40 to 510 code for a protein of 156 amino acids. The transcript has a single exon. NCBI's taxonomy places the organism in Eukaryota, Viridiplantae, Streptophyta, Magnoliopsida, Myrtales, Myrtaceae.